This is a messenger RNA of Mercurialis annua (annual mercury), 2128 nucleotides long. RefSeq names its product actin-interacting protein 1-2-like. Gene Ontology annotation, molecular function: actin filament binding. The transcript has 6 exons. The record is from RefSeq and is a predicted model, not a curated record. Bases 60 to 1889 code for a protein of 609 amino acids. Gene Ontology annotation, cellular component: cortical actin cytoskeleton. Gene Ontology annotation, biological process: actin filament depolymerization; positive regulation of actin filament depolymerization. Lineage: Eukaryota; Viridiplantae; Streptophyta; Magnoliopsida; Malpighiales; Euphorbiaceae.
CGCACGCUUAAAACUCAUCACACCAUCUCUUCCACUUCUCUCUCCACCGAUCUCUAGCAAUGGCGGAUCUCAUAGAAACCUACGCCUGCGCUCCGUCAACGGAACGCGGUAGAGGAAUUCUAAUCUCCGGCGAUCCGAAAUCCAAUUCCAUUCUCUACACUAACGGUAGAUCCGUUAUCAUCCGUUACCUCGGCAAUCCCUUGCAAGUCCACGUGUACGGUGAGCACAGUUAUCCGGUGACCGUCGCUCGUUAUUCGCCGAACGGAGAGUGGAUUGCAUCCGGCGAUGUUUCUGGAACCAUUAGAAUAUGGGGAGUACAUAAUGAGUUUGUUUUGCAUAAAGAAUUUCGCGUACUUUCCGGCCGGAUCGAUGAUUUACAGUGGUCUUCUGAUCAGUUGAGGAUUGUUGUUUCUGGUGAUGGCAAGGGGAAGUCUCUUGUUCGUGCUUUUAUGUGGGACACAGCUAGUACUGUUGGGGAGUUUGAUGGCCAUUCACGGCGGGUUUUAAGUUGCGCCUUCAAACCAACAAGGCCGUUCCGAAUUGCAUCUUGCGGAGAGGAUUUUAUAGUUAAUUUUUAUGAAGGUCCACCUUUUAAGUUCAUGCUGUCUCACAGGGAGCAUUCCAAUUUUGUCAACUGUGUUAGAUUCUCUCCGGAUGGCAGCAAAUGCAUCAGUGUAGGCUCAGAUAAAAAGGGGAUUAUAUACGACGGAAAGACUGGAGAAAUUAUCGGGCAGUUGUCGCAAGAAAAUGGUCAUAAAUUCAGUAUAUAUGCUGUUAGUUGGAGUCCUGAUAGUAAACAGGUACUUACUGUCUCAGCUGACAAAUCCGCGAAGAUAUGGGAAAUUCCUGAAAAUGGGGAUGGAAGUCUGAAGAAAACAUUGGAGUGUCCUGGUACUGGUGGAGUAGAUGACAUGCUAAUCGGAUGCCUUUGGCAACAUGACUGUCUUGUCAUUGUUUCCCUUGGUGGCACGAUUUAUUUAUAUUCAGCAAAUGAUCUCGAUAAAUCCCCAAUAUGCUUAUCAGGGCACAUGAAAAAUGUCAAUGCAUUAACCGCAAUUGAAAGUGAUCCGAAAGUGAUUCUGACAAGCAGCUACGAUGGACACAUUUUGAAAUGGAUUCAAGGUCGCGGAUACUGUGGAAGAAUAGAGAAGAAAGACAAUGCUCCAGUCAAGUGUAUAGCAGCUACCGGACAUGAAGUUAUCACAUCUGGAUUCGACAACAAGGUACGCAAAGUCCCUCUAAUUGGGGAUAACAAUGAAGCUGAAGAGAAUGUUGAUAUUGGAAUUCAACCUAAGGAUGUAACCCUUGCCAUUGAUUCCCCUGGAAUAGCUUUGGUCUCAACCGAGUCAGGUGCUGCUCUUCUUAAUGGUCUGAAAAUAAUAUCAAACACCAACCUUGGUUUCGCGGUGACAGCAUCAGUGAUUUCACCUGAUGGAAGUGAAGCAAUAGUAGGCGGUGAAGAUGGAAAAUUGCAUGUCUAUUCAAUCUCUGGUGAAAAACUGAAUGAAGUAGCAGUUCUUGAAAAGCAUAGAGGCGCCAUAAGUGUAAUACGAUAUUCACCAGAUGUCUCAAUGUUUGCUUCAGCUGAUCUAAAUCGCGAAGCUGUUGUCUGGGAUCGUGCCUCGAAAGAGGUUAAGCUUAAUAACAUGUUGUACCAUACUGCUCGUAUAAACUGCCUAGCAUGGUCUCCUAAUAGUUCUAUGGUGGCUACUGGCUCAUUAGACACUUGUGUUAUCAUUUACGAAAUCGGAAAACCGGUUUCAAGCCGUGUUACCAUAAAAGGAGCUCACCUGGGCGGAGUGUACGGUUUGGCAUUUACCGAUGACUCCGUUUUGAUCAGCUCAGGGGAAGAUGCCUUUGUUCGUGUCUGGAGGCUACAGCCACAAUAAGAUGCAAUCAGUUAAACUGCAGGUAAUUGAAAAUGUCCAGUUACUAUGGUUUGGUACUAAAAUCCCUUUCUGUUUUAUUUAAGGCCCAUAAUUAACCAAUUUUUUUGUCAGUUAAAAUUGUUUGUUGUUUAGUUUCAUCCAUGUUAUGCAAUUUUUGGAUAGUGAUAUAAUUUUUCAAUUUUGUAUGUGUGUAUAGCUAAAUGAGAAUAAUAUUCUUUUGACUGUUUGCUUUUUGUUAA